Lingula anatina is the source of this 1177-nucleotide messenger RNA. RefSeq lists its product as uncharacterized. NCBI's taxonomy places the organism in Eukaryota, Metazoa, Brachiopoda, Lingulata, Lingulida, Lingulidae. The record is from RefSeq and is a predicted model, not a curated record.
UAUGUUAAUAAAUAGGAGAAAUCUAAACGGCUAGAUUCUUUUAGACUUUGAUUCAACAAUCUUGACCAACCAUGUGCCUUUCAAGUGUAUUACUACUGGGAAAUACCACAGUGGCUUUGUUGUGACGUAUAAGUAAUACAAUCCUACCCAAACACUUGAUAGUUAUUGUUGUGCUUUGUCCACUGAGUAAAUACAUUUGAAGAGAGUUGGCGGAAAAGUGUGCAUUCAAGAGGUGUAACUGUAAGACCUCUACAGUUAGUGACCUCCGAAAGGGGCCUUCCUGGCAGAUCAAAUCAAUAAGGAGUGGUCAAAUGCCAUGCAGUGAACCAAAUACCACACUGAAUACCAUGCUGUCACUUGGUCCAUGGAAGUACUAGAAGAUAUUGAUCAACACCACUGACGAUAAGUGAUUAGAGAUGAUUAUAUGGGCUUAGUAAAGCAGUCAUUGCAACAUUACCCAAGCUCAGCCCCUUUCAUCAACUGUAGUGAAAGACCAUAUACAGGUGAAAGAUUAUAGGAAGGAUACUUAUUCUGCAACAUGGCUACUACUACUACCAUACUACCUGGGGUGACUACAACCAGCAGUACCUACAUAGGAACAGAAACUAUAAUAGUUAUUGUCGUUGGCAUAGCAGGUGCAGCAAUCCUGAUAGCUGCCUCCAUUAUUGCUGGAAUAUGUAUAUUAAACAGGCGAAAGAAGAGAUAUGAAGAAGCCAGGUUGCAGUAUCUUUCACGUGCAGCAUCCCCCACAUCAGUGGGAAGUCAUACCUCGGGUUCUCCAGCAUAUAACGACAAGUUCUUCUUCGGUGGCAUGGAGAAAGGCAAAACUGUGAAAUUCAAAGGAGCCAAAGAAGAUUCAAAAAGUUCAAAGAAGCAUUCUCAUAAAAAUGGAAAAGAAUCGCCAACCAAAAAUGGCCACCCACCUAAUCAAGAAGAAAUGACAGAACAGAAGCAAAAUGGCAGUGCGGUUUAUGUAACCAACAUUGAAAUAACACCAGAUUAAAUAACCAGUAAAACAUAAUAUCAAGUACAUAAUUAAUAAAAAUUGUUAACCGGUUCUUCCAUAUAUACGGAUAUACAUUAUUUAUACAUUCUUAACCAGCAGAAAAACUUCUGAUGAAAAAUGUAUCACAGAAACUAAAAAAUGACCAUCAUUUGAUGAAGGUACUUAAUAUCA